UUUGAAGAAAUGAGCAGCACAGAAUCAAGACCACUGAAGUGAAGAGUGGAUAAAUCUGGAUCAUUAGUAAGUUCAGAGAAUCAUGAAGGAGUUUUUCUGUCUUCUUCUCUUUACUCUUCACUUUACUGAAGGUUGUUAUCUUUUAGUUCAAGGUCAGUCUAAAGCAGUUACAGGUUACACAGGUGGAUCAGUCCUGCUGCCCUGCUCAUGUGUUUACCCUCAUUCUACAAAACAGACACUCAGAUGGAGCUACUACAACAGAAUGGAAUACAAGUGGACUGAAGUGUUUAAAGAAGAGAAAUAUAAGAACAGACUGAAGCUGUUCAAUCAAACAUCUACUGAUCUGUCUUUGCUCAUUUCUGACUUGAGUAAAGAGGAUGAAGGGGACUAUAUGUGUCAAACUUCACAAAGUUCUACAUCAAUUAGGGUAACAAUAAAAGGCUGUUAUCUGGAUGAGAAUAAACAGACGCUUGAGGUGACGGGACACUCAGGAGAGUCUGUAGUUUUGCCCUGUUCCUGUACUGAACUACAGGCUAAACCUCAACAGCUUACAUGGACAUUUACUGCACUAAAGCCCAGAGGAAAACCUGAAGAAAUGUAUCCAGAUGAGCAGAGCGAGAGACACAGAGGUCGAGUCAAACUACUGAAUGAAGGAUCUCCAGGAAAUCUCUCUCUACACAUAUCAGACCUGAAGACAGAGGAUCAGGGAGAAUAUCAGUGCUCUGUCCUGACUGGACAAUACACAAUCACACUCACUGUUACAGGCGACACAACCUAUACAACAAGCGAGCCUAUUAAACAAACACAGAUAUCAACAGCUAAACAGUCAGAAGACAAUUUAAUAACAGAACAGAAACCUGCCACUGCAGACUCAAAAGACAAUUCAGAAAAACAAGGUGAGUAAUAGCUGGU
Messenger RNA from Danio aesculapii, 912 nucleotides. Its product is annotated as obscurin-like. NCBI's taxonomy places the organism in Eukaryota, Metazoa, Chordata, Actinopteri, Cypriniformes, Danionidae. The transcript is spliced from 5 exons. Gene Ontology annotation, cellular component: external side of plasma membrane. The coding region runs from base 83 to 904 and encodes 273 amino acids. The record is from RefSeq and is a predicted model, not a curated record. Gene Ontology annotation, biological process: cellular response to lipopolysaccharide; immune response; positive regulation of T cell proliferation.